Molecule: messenger RNA, 4489 nt
Organism: Delphinapterus leucas (beluga whale)
Lineage: Eukaryota; Metazoa; Chordata; Mammalia; Artiodactyla; Monodontidae
Source: RefSeq, a predicted model, not a curated record
CGCUAGACCGGCCAGGCCGAGACCUGCCCGGUUUCCUGUUGGGCUCGUACCAGCCUCGUGUCUGACUGGUCUGCAGCCCCGAGUCCUUGCCGGGUCUUCCACUCCCCGCCCCCGGCUCCAGCCUUCUCCCGUCUGGGCCGGUCCCCGGCUUCCAUCUCCCACCCUCAGCGGGUACCCGUUCCCCGCCUGCUGCCCUCCACGGGUCCCUGUCAGAGCCCCGGCCCCAUGGCUCUGCAGGCUUUGCAGAGCUCGGGGGUGGCCUUUCGCAAGAUCCUGUGUCACUUCCCCGAGGAGUUGAGCCUGGCUUUCGCCUACGGCUCGGGGGUGUACCGCCAGGCGGGGCCCAGCUCAGACCAGAAGAAUGCCAUGCUGGACUUCGUGUUCACAGUCGAUGACCCUGUUGCAUGGCAUUCAAAAAACCUGAAGAAAAAUUGGAACCAUUACUCGUUCCUAAAAGUUUUGGGGCCCAGGUUUAUCACCACUGUCCAGAAUAACUACGGCGCCGGGGUUUACUACAACCCAUUGAUCAUGUGUGAUGGGAGGCUUAUCAAAUAUGGCAUUAUUAGCACUAGUGUUUUGAUUGAAGACCUCCUCAACUGGAAUAACUUAUACAUUGCUGGACGACUCCAAAAACCGGUGAAAAUCGUAGCAAUGAAUGAGAAUGUUGCUCUCAGGUCGGCCCUGGAUAAAAAUCUGAAGAGUGCCGUGACUGCUGCUUUCCUCAUGCUCCCCGAAAGCUUUUCUGAGGAAGACCUGUUUAUAGAGAUUGCCAGACUCUCAUAUUCAGGUGACUUUCGGAUGGUGGUUGGAGAGGAUAAGGCAAAAGUGUUGAAUAUUGUGAAGCCCAACAUAGCCCAUUUUCGUGAGCUCUAUGGCAGCAUUCUACAGGAGAAUCCCCAAGUGGUGUAUAAAAUCCAGCAAGGCAGCCUGGAGAUCGAUAAAAGCCCAGAAGGACAGUUCACUCAACUAAUGACAUUGCCCAAAACCUUACAGCAACAAAUAAAUCAUAUUGUGGACCCUCCUGGAAAAAACAGAGAUGUGGAAGAAACUUUAUUACAAGUGGCUCAUGACCCCGACUGUGGAGACGUGGUGCGUCUAGGGCUCUCAGCAAUCGUGAGACCUUCCAGUAUGAGACAGAGCACCAAAGGCAUUUUCACUGCUGGUGUCUCCACGGCCAGUCCUGGGUUGCAGCUCCAGCUGAAUCAUGGAUUCCUGCUCCACUGAGGUACUGUGUGGCCCCGUGUCUCCCCGCUGAGCCCUGCCCUCCAGGACCCCCCCUAACUACCAAAACACCCUCAGUGAACAGAAAGAAGCAGGAGUGUGAAUUUGAUCAGACUCACUGUAUCUGACUAAGAGAAGAUGCUCGUCGACCCAGGCACUCUGUGUGGUCCUGACCAAAAAGUUCCCGAGCUCAUCUAACCCACAGAAGUGCCCACUGGCAACCUGUGCUGAGGAGCAAGUGGGUCCAGUGGCACAGGUACCAGUGAGUGUGCAAGUCCUUUAAAUUAAUGGAGGAUGGAACGGAACAGGGAAAUGACCCAACAGUUGCCAAAGGCCUGUGAACACCAGGGGUCAUACAUAAACCGCUUCCUUUAAUCCUUACCCUGCUUCGACAGCAUCCAUAUGAUUCCUGUUUUUUUUUUUUUACAACCAAGGAAACUCAGGGUUAAAGAGGUUCCAUAGCGGGCCCACCACCCCACAGCUAGUACGUGGCAAGGCUGGGGUUUGCAUUUGGGUCUGUCCGACUCAGAAGUUCACUUGCUGUUCAGCAUCACACCCCACUUUGGCCCUUGCCUGCAAGAGGUGGGUAAUUCUCUCCAAGUUCAUCCAGAUGAUCUCUCCUGUGAUUAUUUUCAGCCAUCACUAGCCUUGGGACUAAAGUCAUCUGGUUUAGUUUCUCCUACACUAUUUCUAUUUCUUCUGAGAUCAAGUGGAAUGAUAAAAACAUUCCUUCCUAGAAUGAGCUCCUUCUGGAGAGAUGAUGCAUGAAAUAUCAGACUCGCUGGGGAGCCUAGAGACCGUUUACCCUCCCUCACUGUCCCGGUGGGAUAAGGAGGUCCCAGACAGGUUGCAACUUCCAAGGCCACAUGUAUUUGCUGACAGCCUGGACUAAAACAUGCAGCUUUUACAUCCCACUUAAUCCCCCUUUUACUUCAGCCUGCUCUUCUACCCACCCAGCAGGUAGGUCAAUUGUAACAGCACCUAGGGUUUCAGUAGCUUUUAUGAGAUCAAGAAGAACAAAAUCUCCAGGCUCAUAUUCUUUUCAGAAAUUACAGGACACCUCACCUAAAUGUAGCUCCUAACUCUAACUUGAGUUUCAUUACCCUCAACCCCUUCCUAUAUGACUGACCAACUAUAAUGUUUGGGCUACAGACAAAAGAAAGUCUUUCCCUGGAAUUCCAGGUUACCAUGGGUUACAUGGAAGUAUUAUACAUCAGGGACUGUAGCAGGUGGAAAAGCAGGAAAAGGCUAAAGGCUCUCAAGAGAAUUGAAUUCAACUGGUAGUAAUUCAAUGUUGCUUAGCGAUGUGGGGCUGGGGGGAGAUGGGAUCCCGCCCUCCGUAAGAUUAGCAAGUAGGGAGGACAGAGUUCAUCCUCAUAUCAUAAUACAAGAUGAGAAGGGAUCAAUGCCAUGAAGAGAAGUUCAUGGAUUAAUUGACUUAGUACUUAAUAAAUGCUAACUACAUGUCAACUGGAGCACUGAUAAUGAAUAAGACAUUGUCCCAACUCUAAGGAUCUUACAAUGCAGAAAAGUAGUCAGGUCAGUAAAUUGUGAAUUAUGUUUGUCUGAUAAAUGCUGAAUUAUAGGGGUCACUAUAGGCUGCUAUGAAGAUACAUAAAAGUAAAGGCAAGUAUUGUUUGAGCCCUCCCAGUGUGUCAGGCGCUAUUCUCAGCAUUCUCUCUGUAUUUAUUCAUUUAAUCCUCCCCACAGCCUUAUGUAAUAGGGACUCUUAUUAUCCCCUAUUUUAUGCCUGAGGAAAUGGAGGCCCAGGGAAGCUAUACCCUGCACACUGUUUCACAGCUCGUAGAUGACAGCCAGGAUUCAAAACUGGGGCGUCGGGUUCCAGAGCCCUUCCUUUUAGCCUCUUAGCUAAACCAUCUUCCCAUCACUUAGUGAUCGCCUAGUCUGAAGGAAGGAGCAAGUGAUGCCCAGCCUAGUACUUUAAGAACAAGUACGAUUUACCCAGAAGAGGAGGAACAGUAUCGCACACAUGGGGAUAAAAGCCCUGAGUGAAGUCAUCACCGUGCAUUUAGGGAACUAAAGUUAGAGCAAGAGCAAUAAAAUGCCGGGCUGAUACCGUACAGAAGUGAGGCUGGAGAGAUGACUGAAGCCAGAUCAUGAAAGGUCUUACAAGGCCUGUUAGUGUAUUAAUCCUUACCCCCAGAGCAAUGAAGAGCCAGCAGGGAUUUUGAGCUGGAGAGUAGAAAACGAUUUUCAUUUUAUGGAAAUGAUUAUGGCCUCAACAUGGAGAAUGGAUUUGAAGGGACAGGACUCUGAUCAUCCAGUGGAGAGACAGUGGUGGUCUAGGGCACAAUCACCAAGAAUGGACCCAGAGAGACAACUUCAACUGAUGUUUAGGAAGCAGUCUCAGUACAGCUUGAUGGUUGAACAUGGAGAAGGUGGCGUCAAGGUUCUGGCUGGGGCAACCAGGAGGAUGGGGUGCUGUCUCCCAAGUCAGGGGUCCAGGACGAGGAGCAGAUUUUGGGGUGAUGAGGACGGUGAUAAAUUCAGGUUCUGGCAUGCUGAGUUCGGAAGGAAAACCAGGAGAACAAGGCAUCAAGUCAUACAGGGGAUAGUGAGGAAGUGUUAACUUGUAUUCCUGUUCCCCUGAAUGAUCAGUGUUUCCUCCUUGGAGUGCCUGCCCUACGGGAGGAUUAAUUUUCUUCCCCCAUAGAUAUCAGAUUUAGCCUUAUGACUUGUUUUGACCAAUGAAGUGAGAAUGGAAGAGACACAUGUCACUUCUGGACAGAAACUUAAGGUGUCAGCCCAGAGUCUAUCCUGUCUUGUUUCCCCCUGCCAUAGGACUGGCAGUGUUCCAGGGAGAGGCAACGCCAACAGUCUGGUUCGCAGAGUGAAGAAAACGUGGAGCAGAGCCACAGCUGACCCACGAUGCACUCUUAGCAUGAGUGGAAAACAAACAUUUGUGGUUGUAGCCUCUGAGAUUUGGGAAAUACUUGUUACUGCAACAUAACCUAGCCUAUCCUGACUGACUAAGUGGGAAAGGUCACAUUCAAUUGGGAGGGUCAAAAAAGCUGAACCCUUACCUCACACCAUACCAAAAUUAACUCAAAUGGAUCAAAGCCUAAGUGUAACAGCUAAAAAUAUAUAACUCUUAGAAGAAAACAUGAGUAAAUCAUAACUUUGAAGUAGUCAACGGUUUCUUAGAACACCAAAAGCGCAAGCAACAAAAGAAAAAAAUAUACUAGACAUCAUCAAAAUUUUAAACUUUUGUGCUUCAACGGACACCAUAAAGAAAGUGAAAAGACAG